AUGGAUAGCGUAAAGGACGUGACGGUCAACUUGAAGGUUGCAGGCGGGGUUGGCCACUCUAUCAGCAACCACAACGUCCUGCAUCCAUCUGCGAUAAAAAGGGUUCAAAAGCACGCAUUUUACGCGUUUGAGAGAACAAACUCCUUCAAAAAUAACAGCAAAACCCUUCCAAAGCCAAUGCAAAUGCUCGCGCUUUCCCCAGAACUAUGCGGGAAGAUCAUCCAAUUCACGAGCCACAGGCGGCGCGAUCUUCUGGCACUCUGCUUAACUUGCAAAGCAUUUCAACGCGAAGCAGAAGCCAGGAUAUAUGCCCAGCUCAUGUUCUCAGAUCCAAGGCGGGCCCUUCAAGCAUGUACAACCGUAGUUCACAACGAGCGCCUUGCCCUACAUGUCCGGAUGUUCUGUUUUAACCAAGAGGGCACCCGCCAUCCCGUCGACCUAGGACGCGAGUUCUGGCUCAUAUUGCAGCGGGCGCUUAUCAACAUGUCCAACCUGGAGAUCCUCAUCCUCUGCGACAACACGUACAUGAACGGCUGGGUGCUCGAUAACCCCGCUAUCCAGUUCCACCUUCAAGAGUGCAAGCUCCGUUUCAGAUGGGAAGCACCAGUCAUUCGGUUUUUGCAGCACCAAGACGAGCUGCGGUCCUUGUAUUUGUACGACCCCCUUGACGAUUUGAGUCAGGCUCUUCCACAAGGAGCGCUACCUGUUCUCCAAAUGUUCGAAGGUACCUUCUUGGUCGGCAUGCAGGUGGUCAGGAGCCCAAUCACGCAUAUGCAAGCUAUGAUUGACGUUGAGGCCGCCUCGACACUUGCUUUGCUGCCGCGGCUGGCUCAUCUGAAGAAAACAUUGCGUGGGCUCAACCUCGUCGACGUGAUGGAGGAGAUUUCAAUACCAGCGCUUGAAUUGAUAACGCGGGCGCUUCCAGACCUACGACACCUCGGGCUGUUUUCCUACCCGAUGACCAACCGUCAUGAAUUUCAUAAAUACCUCCUGCCAAUGCAUAACCUCCGGUCCAUAGAGCUCGACGUCAGUCGAUGGAACCCACCACCUUCUGUACCCUCAGGUCAGCGUGCUUUGGCGUGCGAACUCCAAACAUUUUGUUCCAAGAUAGAUAAAGUCCUGUUCUGGACGGGGACGUCGAGGUUUCGCUGGAUCUACACUACACAUUGGAUGCACCGCGUCGAGACUACUCAGCACAACGCGUGGGCGACGGUGUAA
Molecule: messenger RNA, 1218 nt
Organism: Cyclocybe aegerita
Lineage: Eukaryota; Fungi; Basidiomycota; Agaricomycetes; Agaricales; Hemipholiotaceae
Source: the annotation of a GenBank genome assembly